ACUCCUUGCUCCUGCAUGUGCAAAGCUUCAUCAUCUCUUGCUGUCGCUUCUUACAUGAUCAUGUCCAGUUCAGCUUCACAUAAGCAUAUUCAAAGGGUGAUGCCCACGUUCAACAACAUUACUAUUCCUUAGCCUCAACAUGCAUGACUGAAUAUUAUACCAAGAUUUCAUUCAAAGAAAGCAACCUCUCUACCCUAAUACCUUUCUUUUGAUCCAAGACCAUGCAUUAUGUUUGAGUCCUUUUGACUUCCCUCUUUGCUUCUCACAUGGUCACAAUGAAUUCUUCAACUCUUCUUGACUAUGCCCUCUUUCAACUCACUCCAACUCGAACCAGGUGUGAUCUGGUUCUCUUCUAUGGAGGCAAGAAUGAGAAGCUGGCUUCUGGGUUAUUUGAACCAUUCAUUUCACACCUUGAAUAUAUUAAAGAUCAGAUUUCCAAAGGAGGGUAUUCCAUCAAACUUUGCCCACCAACCAAAAAUGCUCCUUGGUUCACCAAAGGCACUUUUGAGAGAUUUGUUCGCUUUGUUAGUACACCAGCAGUGCUCGAGAGAUUUAUCAGUCUAGAAAGAGAAAUUCUGCAGAUUGAGGAGAGUUCCGUUCAGGCCAAUGAAUUGUCAAACACAAAUGUAGCUGGACAGCUGGAGGAAGGGAGUGGACCAGCUGCCAAUAGUAUCACACGGAAGUCAAGCGAUUCCUCCAAGCUAAAAGGUGAACUUGAGAAAAGUGAUCAUGCUGUGCCAGAGGAAAACUCCAAGAUCCAAUUUCAACGGCUUCUGGAAGCCCGGAAAACAUUGCUUCGCAAAGAGCAAGCAAUGGCUUAUGCCCGUGGUCUUGUUGCUGGAUUUGAAGUGGACAACAUAAAUGAUCUCAUCUCCUUUGCAGAUGUUUUUGGAGCUUCACGGUUAAGGGAAGCAUGCAACAAUUUCAAGGAGUUAUGUAAAAAGAAGCAUGGGGAUGGUCUUUGGAUGGAAGAAUUAGCAGCAAUGGAGGCAUGCCCUCCAUCAGAACUGUCAUUUUUGGGAACUUCAGGAAUUGUACUUGCAAAUGAAAUUAGUGCCCUUAAUCAGAAUGUCAUGCUAAACUUGGCAAACAAUGGGGUAUCCACUGGUGAUUCUGUGCCCAAAGGAUCUUCAGAUGCAUCAAGAUCUGAUUCAACAGCAGACAGUAAAAAGGAUGGAAGCAUGGCAACAUCUGACCAGAUACCAUCAACUAAUGCCAAAGUUCAAGUACCAAUGCAGUGGCCAUAUAUGUACAAUUUCCAAGGCCCUGUUCCUCAAUUUCCUCCAUAUCAAGGAUAUCCUUUCCCUACCAUGCAGCCUAUUCCUCCUCAUUAUCCAAGAAAUAUGCAGUGGCCUUCUAGUGUGAAAGAACUUAGUCCAGGAAAGAAGGAUAAAUCCAUGAACAAAAAAGGAUAUGAAUAUUCAGGAGAAGAAAGACAAACAGAGUCCAGUGACUCUGAUGUGAAUGAUUCAGAUUCCCAUACGGAUCAGGAAAAAAAGCACUCUUCUACAGAUGUUCAUUACAAGAAAAAACACAGGAAGAAGUCAUCUAAGACCGUGGUUAUCCGCAACAUUAACUACAUCACCCCCAAGAGAAGAAAUGGGGGAAGUGGUAGUUUUUCUGAUGAAACUUCUACGGAUGAGGAUGAUUUCAUUGAUGAAGAUACCAUCAAACAGAAGGUAGAUGAUGCAGUUGGAUCGUUGGAGAAAUUGCAAAAGUCAAAUUCCAGUACACAUAGAAGAAAAGGUUCGAACAAGAGUAACCACAAGUCAAAUGAAUCAAGUGAUUCUCCCAACCAGGAUUUUGCUGAUGGCCUUGUUUCAAAUACAUCCAAGGUAGGAAGAACAAACGAGAAUUGGGAUACUUUCCAGAGCCUUCUGAUUAAAGAUGAUUGCACGGUUAAUGGAGUAGAAAAGUUGCAGCCAGUGGAUGUUCGUGAAGAGCAUUUCAUAAUCAGAAGUGCUGGAGAUGGAACUUCAUCAGGGAUCAAUCCUGCUGUGGAAUUGGGACCAGAGAAAGUACUGAACAAAAGGAUGGCUGAGGGUGAUUCAUUUGUUGUGACUCAGAGGGAUGGGGAACAUGAGGAUAGAGUUAGGCCGGAAGAUAUCGAAAAUGCAGAGGGUUUUCGACCAAUCAUGAAGAGAAGGUACUCGACAGAUGAAGAUUUGCUAAUUUCACGAAGAUUAGAAGAAUCUAGUGGACUUGGAGGUAUCUUAUCUCGUACUAGUGAGACAUCCAUAAUCAAGCCUGGAAAAGGAGAUGAUUGGUUUGUUAUCAAUCAUUCAGGGAAACCAGAAAGCCAGGAUGCAGCCAAUUGCAUGCUGUCACUAGAGGGUGAUUCUUCAAAUGCCAAGCCAAGUAGAAAAGAUGUACUUGUUGAUGAUUCUUUCAUGGUUCACGCUCGAUCAACUGCAGAUGAUCCAUAUGAUUCACAGUGGAAAACUGACAUAAGAAUGGCCGCGGAUCUAACUUUAUCUUCCCAGCCAGAAAAUGGAACUGCAGAUCAUAACCAUGAAGUACUGGAUGCCUAUGAACCGAAUGACCUUUGUGCGGUCCUUGAACGGCAUUCUGGAUUUGAAUCUACAUUAGAAUCCUGGGACACAGACCGGGGAAUUGACAUAUCAUUCAUGGAAGCUCAGAGAAGCCCGAACAUUGAAUCUGGAGAUCAAAUUGAGAAGAAGCUUCCUUCAAACAGUGACAAGACCGCCAUCAAGAAGAAUGGAAUUAUUGGGAGAAAAGUUCCAGAAGUGAGGUCUAAAAUUGUGCAAGGAUACCUCAGUAAGAGCAAAACUGAGAUGACGUCUAAAGGCAAGAAAUCAUCACUUGCCAGUAAGCCCGCAAUUCAGAAGAGCAAGCAAGAGAAGGAAGAAGAGACUAGGAAGAAAAUGGAAGAGUUGGUGAUUCAACGCCAAAAAAGGAUUGCUGAAAGAACUGCAGCAGCUGCCGGUGCUCUGGCAUCAACCAAGAGAGUAUCAUUGGAGAGCAAAACAGUGAAAGGUUCUCCCAAGUCUGACAAAAGAAAUCAUUCCUAUACCCCCGAGAGACAAACAAGAUAGGUUACCAUCAAAAUCAGGACAACUCAAGAAAGAAAGCUCAGAUGGUGAAUGUGUAGAUCCUCAGUUACUGAAAUCAAUGCUUCACUUGGUCUUGAGUUCGAUGGGAUUAACAGUAUGCAAGAUAGGUUUCUAUCUACAAGAAAUGAUCCCAAGACAUGUGCCAUAAAGUGCCUCAGUCCCACUUAAUCAGAUACUCUGCCAUGUUCUCGAUAUUUUCCUUUGCAAGCAAUAACUCGACGGGUUGCUUAUAUAGUUUUAAGAUUCAUAUAAUGAGCGAUGAUGUAUAGUUCUCAUGUGCUAUUCUUGAGACUUCGCCUAUUUAAAUUCUUUCACAUUAUUGUGCAUGGAAAUAAUCUCCAGCUUGUUUCUUCGACGUCACAGGUAUGUAAUUUGUAUCUUGCAAUGUAAGGCUUCAUUAUUGCCAAACAGGUUUCAUGGUUGCUUCUGUAGCACUUCUAUUUUCUGUAA
This is a messenger RNA of Populus nigra (black poplar), 3524 nucleotides long. Its product is annotated as COP1-interacting protein 7-like. The transcript has 9 exons. NCBI's taxonomy places the organism in Eukaryota, Viridiplantae, Streptophyta, Magnoliopsida, Malpighiales, Salicaceae. The coding region runs from base 267 to 3056 and encodes 929 amino acids. The record is from RefSeq and is a predicted model, not a curated record.